Molecule: messenger RNA, 1916 nt
Organism: Suncus etruscus (white-toothed pygmy shrew)
Lineage: Eukaryota; Metazoa; Chordata; Mammalia; Eulipotyphla; Soricidae
Gene: MZF1
Product: myeloid zinc finger 1
Biological process (GO): negative regulation of transcription by RNA polymerase II
Molecular function (GO): DNA-binding transcription repressor activity, RNA polymerase II-specific
Source: RefSeq, a predicted model, not a curated record
CCCUCUGCGCCUGGCUUCCGGGAAGGUCUGCAGGCGGCGCUCCGGAUUGGAGGCUCCCCGAAGGCCCGCCCCCGCCCGCUCGAGGGGCAGACCCUGGCCUCUGCCCAGUCUUCCCAAUGAGACCUGCACCCCUGGGCUCCACGGACCACAUCCCUAAAGAAGAGGGACCAGUCCUGGUGAAGCUGGAGGACUUGGAGGAUGGCAAGGCCGCCCCAUGGGAUCCUGGUCCAGAGGCUGCUCGUCAGCGCUUCCGGCACUUGCGCUAUGAGGAGACCGUGGGUCCUCUGGACGCCCUGAGCCAGCUCCGGGAGCUGUGCCGCCUUUGGCUGCAGCCCGAGGCGCGCUCCAAGGAGCAGAUGCUGGAGUUGCUGGUGCUGGAGCAGUUUCUGGGCAUGCUGCCCCCGGAUAUCCAGGCCCAGGUGCAGCAACAGUGGCCAGGCAGCCCUGAGGAAGCUGCGGCCCUGGUCGAGGGGCUUCGCCAAGAAUCAGGAGGACCCCGGAGAUGGAUCACAGUCCAGGUACAGGGCCAAGAGAUGCUACUAGAGAAGAGGGAGCCGUCCAACUUCCAGUCCCACCCUGAAAUGAAGCCUCAGACUCCAGAGACAGGGCCUGAGACAUGCCCUGGAACCACACAGAAAUUCCUGCUGGGCCUGAAGAGGAAGGAGGAGCCUGAAGUUAUGGAGAAUCUAGGGCUUCUGGAUUUGGGGCUUCUGACCAACACCCAGGACACCGUGCCCACUCCCCUGCCUCAGGAGGCCCAGAGAUGGGGUUUGGUACUAGACCAGGCCUCUUCCCAUGAGACCAAGACUCCAUGGAGGGAACACUCCAGGGCGCUGUGGCAGGAGGUCGCUGGGGACAUCUCCACAGGGUUUGACCUCCGGACGGAAAACGACUGUGCUGGCUCGGACCCUGUGGGUCCCCACCUCCGAGUGCCGUGGGAUCUCGGCGUGGCCAGCCUCGCACGCCACCUCCACUCGCCCUCCCGGGAAGGUGCUUUCUCACAUGUGCUCGUGCUCUCCAGCGACCGGGGGAGUGAACAGGACCCCCCAGAUGAGGAGGCCCAGGGGGACCUGGACCCGGUCUUUGCCACUACCCAGUGGCAUGCCCCCAGGAGCCAGGUCCGGGGCUGCCCAGGCACGGGCUCCGGGGCGGUGCGAGGUGGCCGCUGCGACAUGUGCGGGAAGGUGUUCAGCCUCCGCAGCAACCUGCGGAGGCACCAGAAGACACACACAGGUGAGCGUCCCUUCCUGUGCGGCGAAUGUGGCCGGAGCUUCAGCCGCAGCUCGCACCUGCUCCGCCACCAGCUCACACACAGCCAGGAGCGGCCCUUCGUGUGCGAGGACUGUGGCCAGGGCUUUGCGCGCAGCGCACGGCUGGAGGAGCACCGGCGGGUGCACACGGGCGAGCAGCCCUUCCGCUGCGCCGAGUGUGGCCGCUGCUUCCGCCAGCGUUCCAACUUGCUGCAGCACCAGCGCAUCCAUGGGGACCCGCCGGGGCCCUGGGCUGCAGCCCCCACGCCGCCCGGGACCCCGGGCCCCUUCCCGUGCAGCCCGUGCCGGGAGAGCUUCGCGGAGCGAGCCUCCCUGCGGAAGCACCAAGCUGUGCACUCUGGUGACGAGGGUUUUGGUUGCGUGGAAUGCGGCGCGCGCUUUGGCCUCCGCUCCAGGCUGCUGCAGCACCGACGGGUGCCUCGCAGGGAGCGGCCGACCUUCCUGCAGCACCCCAGCCUCACGCAGCACCAGCGCACCCACAGGCUAGACAGGCCCUUUGCCGGCCGGGACUGCGGUCGCCGCUUCUUCCAGAGCGCCAGGCUCUGCCAGCACCAACGUGUCCACAGCGCAGUUGCCAGCGCCCACCACCGCCUCUCUGCUGUGUCCACCCACCCAGUGCCAGAUCCCACAGUUGGUGCUCAAUAA